AUGGCCCUGAUAUCGAAUAAGCACGAUCCAGAUAGCUGGUACGGCGUUGAAGAUCCGAAACAGCGAAAGAAGAUUCAAGAUCGGCUGGCCCAACGAGCACGAAGGCAACGAUUGGCGCAACAGCGUGGGAGCAAAGGUGCCAGUGCCAGUGCCAGGCAGAUACGGAAGGCGGCAUCAAGCUCCACAGAACCAUCUGAAGCAGACAUCCUUGCUGUCAUUAACAGCCCAGAUCGCUCACCGUUAGCCUCGGCCGUCUACGCCGCGCUAAGACCCACCAAGGGUCCCAACAAGGGCGCCAUGAUUCCCAUUGAGGUGCCCCUGACCGUCUAUUCGGCGCUCUACAACAAUGGCGUGAUCCUGGGCUUGACCUGUGCGACUGUCAUGCCUCAACGAUCCAAGCCAGCACCCCAUGCACCUCGCUCAUUGCAGCCGACCAAGCUUCAGCUUGAAGCCGUUCAUCUCCCAUGGAUAGACCGAUUCCCGCUCCCUCGCUUCCGUGAGAACUUCAUUCGGAAAGAAGCCGAGAUUAACGAAGAGGAGUUCUUGUUCGACAUGUUCAACCUUGACAGCUUCAACCUCAGGCCUGGACGGCAAGGGUGGGAUGAAGAUGCAUGGGUGGUCCAUCGAAACUUUGCAAGCAAGUGGGGAUUUCUACUGAAAUGA
Cyphellophora europaea CBS 101466 is the source of this 663-nucleotide messenger RNA. RefSeq lists its product as uncharacterized. Lineage: Eukaryota; Fungi; Ascomycota; Eurotiomycetes; Chaetothyriales; Cyphellophoraceae. The record is from RefSeq and is a predicted model, not a curated record. The transcript has 2 exons. The coding region runs from base 1 to 663 and encodes 220 amino acids.